UCAUGCUGCUGCCAGGUCCACAGUGUCUCAUGGGUCCCUGUACGGCCUCCCAUUGCUGCUGUCUCCAUCGCCACACUCUGCCAUGUGCCACUUUCAGGUCUCCUCACACUGCUGUGUGUGUUCCAUUUUUUGUCAUAGGGUGCUGGCAGAUUACGGGCCUCCCAUUGCUGCUGCCAGGCCCGUAAUCUGCCAUGGGCCCCUGUACCGCCUCCUCAUGCUGCUGCCAGGUCCAGAGUCUCUCAUGGGUCCCUGUACGGCCUCCCAUUGCUGCUGUCUCCAUCGCCACACUCUGCCAUGUGCCACUUUCAGGUCUCCUCACACUGCUGGUGUGUUCCAUUUUUUG
Messenger RNA from Staurois parvus, 343 nucleotides. The record is from the annotation of a GenBank genome assembly. NCBI's taxonomy places the organism in Eukaryota, Metazoa, Chordata, Amphibia, Anura, Ranidae.